AUGUGCGGAGACAGUCGCCCCAUCGUAUCUGGGGGGGCAACUUUUUGCGCAAACGAAACGACUAAUGGCAAACGAAAAACGGAUCAGAUGAUUGCAAAAAAUGACAAACCCGGCGAGAAUAAGGAAAAAGAGAUUUUGGAGCCCUCACGCUCGACUGUGGCAUCAACGCUGAAACAAGCGAAUGUGCUAUUGACAAGAGCGGAGGUUGAUGCGUGGAUGAACGAGCGCACGGCGUCUGACUCGGACCUCAGUCCAUCCACUGCGAGAUCGUCAGUUGAGGAUACCACUCUGAGAACCGCGAAAAGGCGGAAGAGGCGACGUCUGCCUAAGACGUGUGACUCGAGUGAGAGGGAGGAGGCCUUGCCUAAAAAGAUGGUGCUACGAGCAAGAGGACCUCGUCCAUCCACAGGUCAUCACAGCGGAGAAGCAUUAACAGACGCCAAUCAUCCUGCACCUCAAUCUUCAACAAAUAUGGAAAUGAGGUCUAAGACGGCUGCCGAUUUAACGAGAGAGGUGACGGAAGCUGUGGCAAACAUCACAAAAGUCGCUUCCAAAUCAAAAGGUUCUUUCGUCCGAGUACUUAAGGACGCUGCUGCGACCAUCACGGAAGCUGCGGCUCAACUAAGUGCCAGGACGUCCACAGAGGAAACGAGGAGGUUGCAGGCUGCCAAUGCCCAGCUGCAGGAGGAAGUGGCUGAGCUGCGUGAGAGGGCGUCUGACGUCAUUCCAAGACGCCACGGCGUCGCGGCGCCCGAAUACAGAGUAGGGUUCGACGAACAGACGUGA
Messenger RNA from Danaus chrysippus (African queen), 786 nucleotides. The record is from the annotation of a GenBank genome assembly. Lineage: Eukaryota; Metazoa; Arthropoda; Insecta; Lepidoptera; Nymphalidae.